Messenger RNA from Etheostoma spectabile (orangethroat darter), 4265 nucleotides. It is a transcript of the gene unc93b1, whose product is annotated as unc-93 homolog B1, TLR signaling regulator. Lineage: Eukaryota; Metazoa; Chordata; Actinopteri; Perciformes; Percidae. Gene Ontology annotation, biological process: toll-like receptor 3 signaling pathway; toll-like receptor 9 signaling pathway; intracellular protein transport. The transcript is spliced from 13 exons. The coding region runs from base 199 to 2073 and encodes 624 amino acids. Gene Ontology annotation, molecular function: Toll-like receptor binding. The record is from RefSeq and is a predicted model, not a curated record. Gene Ontology annotation, cellular component: lysosome; endosome.
GACAUUCAGCGGGCAGCAGAUCGGGUUAGGGAAGUGAAAACUGACUUUCGUUUCCCUCGCGGAACUUAUUAAUACCUGCUCCAUGUACAGCGGAAAGAGGAACUAACUGCUGCAGAAACCAGCAGUGACAGAGGGACAGAGGUUGUGUUUCUGUCACUCGGGGACAAAGCUUUCAGUACGGUGCCCGCGAGGAACGUGAUGGAGGCAUCUGAUGAAGAGUUGGUCGGGGGUGCUGAUGAGCUUGCAGCACCUCCCAAUGGUGUCAUCAACGAACUGCUGAAUGUGGGGCAGCAAGACAACAUGCAGGGCGAGGUGGAGGAGUUUCUGGGCCCGCAAGCAGAGUACAACGAGGAGGAGGAGGAGAGGAAAUACUACAGAAGGAAGAGGCUGGGAGUCAUCAAGAAUGUUCUUGCAGCCAGUGUGGGAGCCAUGAUUGUGUAUAGUGUGUACAUGGGCCUACUGCAGAUGCAGCUGAUCCUCCAUUAUGAUAUGACCUACCGCGAGGUGAAGUACAGCAACCUCGGCCUGGAGGACAUCGAUCGCAAGAUGCUGAUGGGCAUUAACGUCACGCCCAUUAUAGGCUUGUUGUACACCCCCGUUCUUAUCAGGUUUUUAGGUACUAAGUGGAUGAUGUUCCUGGCUUCGGGAAUCUAUGCACUCUUUGUCUCAACCAAUUACUGGGAGCGGUACUACACCUUGGUUCCAUCAGCCGUAGCAAUUGGCGUGGCCAUUGUGCCUUUCUGGGCCUCCUUGGGAAAUUACAUCACAAGGAUGGCGCAGCAGUAUUAUGAGUACGUCAACUACAAGGAAGAGCACGUGCAGGAGCAGAAGAAGCUCCCUAAGGGAGCGUGCCACAGAUACAUAAUCAUCUUCCAGUCAGUCUUCAACAUCAUCUUCCAUCUGAGUUUUGUCUUCGCGCAGUUCCCCAUGCGCUUCGUCCUCAACGGCCACCUGAAUGACAACCAACACAUUCUCUUCAACGUCAAAAGCUGCGGAGCAAAUAUCAGUGGAGUGAUCCCCGGCUUCAACACCACCGUGCUUACCAACCUGCCGCGCUCCAUGCUGCUCAUCCAGGUGGAGAGUGUCCUGAUGGGCUUCGCCUUCCUUGCCAUGAUCAUCUUCCUUGUGCUGUGUGGUGCUGCCUACCGGCCGACAGAAGAGAUCGACCUCCGCAGUAUCGGCUGGGGAAACAUCUUCCAGCUGCCCUUCAAACACCUGAGAGACUACCGGCUGCGACUGCUCUGCCCCUUCUUCAUCUACAGCGGAUUUGAAGUGCUGUUUGCCGUCAGCGGAUUCUCCCUGUCCUAUGGCGUCUGCAUUUUGGGCCUGCAUAAACUGUGGCUCCUUAUACUGGUCUACGGCCUCUCCUGCUCCGUCUUUUCGUCCCUCUGCCUUGGCCUCCUGCGCCUCCCGCGCUGGGUAUGUCUGAUGGGGGGCGCUGCUGUGCAUGUCGUGCUGCUGGUGGUUCUCCUUUGCUUUUCACUGUGUCCACAUCCAGAUGAGAAAAGUACACAGUAUCUGGGCCCUCUGCUGGUGAUCAUAGCGCUUUGGGGACUCGGCACCGCCCUGAACAAGACGGGUGUUAGCAUUCUGCUCGGUAUGCUGUACGCUGAGGAAAAAGAACGCCUCGACUUUGUGUAUACCAUCUAUCACUGGUGGCAGGCCAUCGCCAUCUUCAUAGUCUACCUCUGGUCCAACCUGCCUAUGAGGGCCAAACUCUCCAUCCUGUUGGCCACUUUAUUGCUGGCCUGCUAUUGUUAUUGGGUGAUGGAGCGUCGGCUGGCCAGUAAAGUGCCUUUCAGACUGCCCCGCAUCCCUCGGCCACGGCACAAGGUCAAAGGCUACCGCUACCUGGAAGAGGACAACUCGGAUGAGUCAGACUCCGAGAAGAGUGAGGAGGACGACGAAGAGGACGGAGAGCAUGUGGUGGAGGAGAGGGGAGCCGAGGGCGGGGAGGACGGAGGCCAUGACGCAGAGGUCCAGGGAGCUGACUCACCCGGAGCCAGGAGGAGAGGGACCGAGGGUCAGCGCCGCAGACAGGACCACGCUGAUGGGAUGGAGGGAAGAGCAUGAGAGAGGAGGAGGAAGAAGGAGGGAUGAGGGAAGAGAGUGAGGUAGGGUGAGAGAGGAGGAAAAAGAUGGAGGGAAGAUUCUGGACAGAGGGAAGAGAAACAGAGAUGUGCUAGAUGCUGUUGUGCCCAUGAAUUUUUGCAUUCUGUUUUUUCAGUUUGAUUAAUUCCCAAAAGACAAGUACAAUCAUAAGACUUAAUGCAGGUAUGUGAAGUGCUACACCCUGGUAAGCUAUUGUCCUGUCAAAAAACAGGCCUAAAAUGUCCCAAAAAUAAUCUUCAAACCAAAAAAAUUAAAAGGAUUUUAUAGUCACUAGUUUAGAAGUCCCUAGCCGUUAAGAGUAUUCAAGCUUUAAAGUAUUUUAGAAGUAACUAAAGAGACCAAUACAUAGGGUUGGGUACCGAAACGCGGUGCCAAAAAAGCAGCGCUGCACGGGUCGCUACGUUACCGUUAGUUAGUAGCUGGAUUAAACACAAUGGUUAAAAUGCAGAUGUCUUACGUUAAGCGGUGUGAAGUGCGACUGUGUUUCACUGUAGAAGACUCGUAACAGUAACAGUCUGCAGCUGCCUUCAGAAAAAGACACAGACGGUGCGUUCACUUGAAACUCAACAGCCAUGUGGUGCAUUUUAAGUUAUUGUAAAAUACCCUUUUCCCAUCUGGUGCUUUGUUGUUGACCAGCAAUUUACCGGUGAAAUACCUAUUUUUGUAAGUUAAUGAUAUUACAUUAUUAAUCAAUCAUUUAAUUUUGACCAUACGGCCUUAGCAAUAAACAAGCCGUUCUUUAAUGUCGCCAAUUGGUGUUUUGUGCUUCUUUUUUAUAUUUCAUACUAUAUACAUCAUAAAUAUAUUAUAUAUAUUUUCAUUUAGGCACGGAAGUAGGCAAAAAAAACAUACGAUACCCAACCCUAUUAAGACAACAGUUACUACAGUUAUUCAUACUUUCUUACAUACUACACUAAACAAAAGCAUUUUUUUUCUGGCAUCAGAUUUAAUUAAAAAUAUCUAAUGACCUGCUGAACUCAAUUCAUUCACAACAGUGAUCCAGGAGAAAGGGCACAGGUCCUGUAAAUACUACGUGGCUGUUUAACAAUAGGGAUGGCAAUCUUAAAAGGUAGCACACACUGGAUCAAGCGUGGGUGACUGACAGAAUACAACAAGAAUAAUUUUGUUGCUUUUUGCUGGAGCUUCUGGCUCAUAUUUACAAAUUGGCCAAAAAUGAACGAGGGCAUAGCGGCUGCUUUUGUGCUUCAUAAAGUCCAAAACAUAUUUUGUAAGAGUUCCAUUUUAAGACGAGAACUUAUCAGAAAAGAAUGAACUGAAAGUGACAGAAAAGGGAAUGAGGAAUUGAUUUUCUGAGUUUAUCGUCAGGGUGUGUGUGGAUGGAGUCAUUUUUAGAGAGCCUGGUCCUGCUGAAUGUAAACAGGAAAAGCAGCAGCAGCUAUAUUUGUCCUUCCGUCUUUGUUUCCUUUCAACCCUUUAAUUUAUGCACAUUUGUAAAAGAAAACCGCCAAACUCAAGCUAUUAUCAGAAGCUCAGAGGGAUAUAUUUUGCCUGAAGUACUUUUUGGAAGGAAUCAAGCAUACUUUUUGAUGAAGUCAAAGAGUAAUGUACGUUUAUGCUUCGGUACGGGGCGGUCAGUCAUGAAUGGCCAAUGCCAGUAAGGUAUGCAUCUUUGUCAGACACUGGCCUUGGAGCUAUUAUAGUUACCAUAAUACUUAUCAGUCUGGUACAUUCCACUGAUACAUUCUAGGAUAGGAGAAAGAAAUGCUCUUUGAACAUUUGCAUUUCUUUAAACUAUUCACUACACUAUGCAUGAGAAAAGUAAUUAGCAGUUUUGUCAGGAGUGCGAGUUAUCAUGCUUUCAGACUGAUUGUCACACGUUUCACACACUUUUAGGUACUGUUCUCAGACAUUAGGGUUGCGGUUAUUUAUUUUGUUAGAAAAUUCCAUAUAAACCCUGCCUGUGAGAGGAAGGAAUAUAAUUCAUUGUGUUGUGGAUAUUUAACAUUAAAUCUUUUUAAUAAAAAUGACUUCUGACUUUUCAAUGAACUGAUGCCAAAGCUGCUUGAUGUUGCUGUGAAGUUUAUGUCAUAUUACUGACUUAAACAGUGUGAAUCUGUUGGUCACAGAAUACAUUUUAUACUUCUCUGUUGAUCCCACCUGUACCUUUUAACUAAAAAUUGUGUUGAAGUCAA